UCCUGGCUUUUCUGGAAUGCAGAGCCGAGCGCGGGAGCGAGUCGCUGCUCACACCAAGUUCCCGCACGGCGGAGCGACAUGGCGAGCCCGGGGUCGCUGGAGACGGUCAUGCCUUCCUCCUGCCCCCGGCACGACGGCAGAGCCGCCACCGCUAACCCCUCCAAGACCCUGGCCUUCUCCAUCGAGCGGAUCAUGGCAAAGACGUCGGAGCCCAAGCCGGCCUUCGAGGAGCGGCACGGCGGGCCGGGGCCGGAGCCAGGCAAGAAGCCGCUGAGCCUGUGCUCGCCCCUGCCCUGCGUGAUCCCCAUCCCGCCUCUGGGCUACGAGCUGCCCUCCAAGACUCUCAACUACUCGGAGCUGUGGAAGAGCAGCCUGCGGGGCGGUGCGGGGCUCUGCAAAGCCAACUGCGGCGUCUGCUGCAAGGCAGAGCUCGCCCUGGGCCAGCCCAGCGGCCGGCUCAUCAAGCCGCAGGUCAUCCACCAGGCAGGGGCCGUUCCGGCUGCCCCCCGCUCCCUCUAUUACUUCAACUACCUGGACGCCGCGUACCACCCGGCCGACCUCCUGCACGGACAGCUCUUCCCGGCCGGCCUGCUGGGCGCCCCGUCGCCGGGGGGGCUCUCGGCCCACCAGAAGCUUUUCCUGCUGGAGAACGCCAAGCUGGCGGGGCUGGCGGCCGAGAAGCUGCCGCCGCCGCCUCCCUUCGCCCACAAGGAGCGGCUGCCGGGACACCUGGACCAGGUGAUGAAGGAGGCGGCGGCGGCGGAGCGCGGCGGCCCCCCCAAGGGCCACGCCAAGAUGGGGGGCGGCGGCGGCGGGGCGGCGGAGGGCAAGCCCAAAAACUUUACCUGCGAGGUCUGCGGCAAGGUGUUCAACGCGCACUACAACCUCACCCGCCACAUGCCGGUGCACACGGGGGCCCGGCCUUUCGUCUGCAAGGUCUGCGGGAAAGGCUUCCGCCAGGCCAGCACCCUGUGCCGGCACAAAAUCAUCCACACCCAGGAGAAACCCCACAAGUGCAACCAGUGCGGAAAGGCGUUCAACAGGAGCUCCACGCUCAACACCCACAUCCGCAUCCACGCCGGCUACAAGCCCUUCGUCUGCGAGUUCUGCGGCAAGGGCUUCCACCAGAAAGGCAACUACAAGAACCACAAGCUGACCCACAGCGGAGAGAAGCAGUACAAGUGCACCAUUUGCAACAAAGCCUUCCACCAGAUCUAUAACUUGACUUUCCACAUGCACACCCACAAUGACAAGAAGCCCUUUACGUGUGUCACUUGCGGGAAAGGAUUUUGCAGAAACUUUGAUUUAAAGAAGCACGUCCGAAAGUUGCACGACAGCGUCUCCAGCGCUCCUCCGCCGCGGGACCCUGGGCGCAGCGGGCAGAGCUAA
Onychostruthus taczanowskii (white-rumped snowfinch) is the source of this 1389-nucleotide messenger RNA. RefSeq names its product FEZ family zinc finger 2 (gene FEZF2). The record is from RefSeq and is a predicted model, not a curated record. Lineage: Eukaryota; Metazoa; Chordata; Aves; Passeriformes; Passeridae. The transcript is spliced from 4 exons. Bases 79 to 1389 code for a protein of 436 amino acids. Gene Ontology annotation, cellular component: nucleus.